AUGAAUAGUGGCACUAAGGAUUAUCCUUUCGAAAUAAAGACGUUGGAUCCUGAAGAGCACGCGGAAGUGUUUAAACAGUUUAAAGGAGAUGGAGGUAUGCUUGAAGAUUUCAUACGUGUCGGUCCGAAAGGUUACUGGUUUCCACAUGGGUUUGCGGAAAUGGCUCCCAAAAUCUACAAUAUGAAAAUAAGAUCCGAUGACGUUUGGGUGAUAACAUUUCCAAAAUCAGGAACAACAUGGAUACAGGAGUUAGUGUGGCUGGUGGCAAAUCAUUUUGACUAUGCUAAUGCUGAAACUAUUCCACUCUCGCAAAGAUUCGAGUUCAUAGAGGUUGCAAUGUACUUUAAAGGCAAGAAAGUACAAACAGCACUUCAACGUAAUGAAAAAACCAAAGCUUUACUGGACGCAGUGAACACGUCGUUCGAUCGAGUGUCGUCGAUGCAGUCGCCGCGGUUCUUGAAAUCGCACCUGCCGCUGUCGCUGCUGCCACCCGUGCUGCUGAACUCCUGUCGCGUGGUGCACGUGGCGCGCGACCCAAGGGAUGUGGCCGUCUCCUACUACCACCACUACAAAUUUUUCAGAGGAAUCGGCUACACAGGCAACUUCAAACAAUUCUGGAAUUUAUUCAUAGACGACAAAAUUGACUUGACGCCAUAUUUCGAGAACGUGAAAGAAGCGUGGCGCAUGAGGCAUCACCCUAAUAUGCUAUUCCUGUUUUACGAAGACGCCAUUAAGGACCUGCCGUCAACGGUGAAGAGGGUGGCUGCAUUCCUUGGGAAGGUGGUGACAGAGGAGCAGGUUAGCCGGCUCUGACUUCA
Messenger RNA from Chilo suppressalis (striped riceborer), 818 nucleotides. Lineage: Eukaryota; Metazoa; Arthropoda; Insecta; Lepidoptera; Crambidae. The record is from the annotation of a GenBank genome assembly.